AUGGUAGUAAUAUCUUUCAAUGACCAUAUAUUGAUCGAGAUUUUCUCAUGGCUCCCGCCAAAAUCCCUCAUCAAAUUCAAACUACUCUCCAAACACUGGUUCUCCUUGUUAUCUAGUGACUAUUUCCAACAAAAACACAUUCUAAACGAAGGCCACCGCUCGAAAACCGAACCCUGCAGUCUCCUCCUCCGCCUUUUGGAAAAACCCGACUAUUUUUACCUUCACCUCGACGGGAGUCUCGAAAAGAGUAGUUUAGUGCCGUAUCGAUUUUCUCCAUUUCUAGCCGAGCCGAUCGUGUCGAGCUUUGCCAACGGCCUGUUCUUGCUCCAUUGUGCCGAAAUCAAGAAUGGUCAUGUUCAAGAAUGCUUUGUUUUCAACCCCACAACUAAACAAUCCCGAAGCAUUUCCCUCCGAGCCGACGAGGAUGAUUACAAGCCCGUGAUCGGGCUCAAUAUAGCUUUCGACCCACUAAUAAAUUCGGCCCAUUACAAGAUUAUAUGCGUUAGGCUCGUUAGAUGGGCGCCUUUCAGUUCCAUGGGUUCUUUGUGGCGUCUUUGCCGAGUGGAGGUUUACGAGUCGGACGAUUGUUCUUGGAAGAUUCCUGGCAAGCCAUUUUGGGCACCGACCGAUAUGGAUUUCAAUCGAGGGGUGUAUGUAAACGGUCGCAUUCAUUGGCACGAGAUGUUUUUCCACAUCGAUGGAGGUUUCGUGGGGAAGCAUCCGGAAAUUGAAGUCCCUGGUGGCAUCGGGAAACAGUUUUUCAAUCGCGAGUAUGUUGAAUCUUGCGGCUAUCUUCAUUGUGUCGCGCAUUUCCUUUGCAAAAAUAAGGUAAUGGUGUUUGAAUUGGCGAGGGACUUUACUAAAUGGUCGUUGAAGUGUAGUUUCGAGCUCGGUGGAGUUUCGGGGAAACUCUCCGUGUUGGGAGUAGUAAAUGGUGUGUUGGUGUAUCACGAGCCGGGGAAAGUUGUGGCGUGCGGAUUUCGAGGAGAGGUUAAGAAAGUGCUGGUCGAUUUUAGGGACGAGGAGAUUUACGAGGAGGGUCGAAUUCAGUUUGUUUCGAACGACGCAGUUGAAUUUGUCGAGAGUCUAGCUCGUGUUUGA
This is a messenger RNA of Striga hermonthica, 1101 nucleotides long. The record is from the annotation of a GenBank genome assembly. NCBI's taxonomy places the organism in Eukaryota, Viridiplantae, Streptophyta, Magnoliopsida, Lamiales, Orobanchaceae.